AUGCCCGUAUUUAUCCUUUUUCUUUUCCUUAAAUCCUAUGACAAAAAAAAUCGGAAAGGAUGGUUUGGUGAUACUAUUACACCGUUAAUAUUUAUAAAAAAAACAUACAAUGAAAUAAAAUAUAUAAGAAUAAAUUAA
This is a messenger RNA of Dictyostelium discoideum AX4, 138 nucleotides long. RefSeq lists its product as hypothetical. The transcript is spliced from 3 exons. Lineage: Eukaryota; Evosea; Eumycetozoa; Dictyosteliales; Dictyosteliaceae. The record is from RefSeq and is a predicted model, not a curated record. Bases 1 to 138 code for a protein of 45 amino acids.